AUGGUGGCUGGUGGUGUGUGUGUGGGCGUGAAACAGAAGAUAAGUACCACACCCACCGCCGCCAUCGCGAAGGAUUCUAUCCCUUCACCGCAAUUUUCACCAGAAAGCUCUCAACGACACGCAUCCCUGCCACCGCCACCACCACUGACCGAAAUCAAGAAUAUUAGCCCGAACGGGUCCCAAAUUAUCUUUUAUGGCUGCGAGCGAGAGAAGAACUAUGAAGAGAAAAUUGUGAACUCCAUGGAUGAUCAGAUUUUCAGCUGUAUUUUGGCCGGCAUUUCGGACGAGCUGGCAUCUCAGAUUUUUAGCGUCGCAACGGAUAUCAAAGGGGCUGCAAAAGUCAAAAUUCGGUGCUUUUCGUCGAGCAAUUUCACGAGCAGAAUCUUUCUCCAUUCAUUUGAUUUUCUGAUGGAGGAUGAAUUAGCUCAGUACAGGAAAUCGAGUGAUGCGCCUCUGUUGGAGUUCAUACCGAAGAAAAAAAAUCUGUAA
Molecule: messenger RNA, 489 nt
Organism: Striga asiatica
Lineage: Eukaryota; Viridiplantae; Streptophyta; Magnoliopsida; Lamiales; Orobanchaceae
Source: the annotation of a GenBank genome assembly